AUGGAUGCAUCGACACGGCUAUAUAAACGACUAGGCGAAAUACCGGAAGACCCGAAUGACCCGGAUAGUCUGGACGACCUCGUCGUGUGCGCGUUUGGGGCAUUUGAGCGGUACUAUCUUUGCUGGAAAACUAGGGCUGGCGAGUACAAACAAGAUGACUAUGGCUUGCCGCCUGCGCUGAAAGACUGGCUGUACCCAAGUGACGGUUCGACACGGGACUUUGAUUCGCUACAGGUUGUUUUUGGUCGCGGAGAAGAAUACUUUGCAUCGGAUAAAGACGGAAAGGUAGAGCACAAAGAGCCGGAAGUGAGGAAACAG
Messenger RNA from Exserohilum turcica Et28A, 318 nucleotides. RefSeq lists its product as uncharacterized. The transcript has 2 exons. NCBI's taxonomy places the organism in Eukaryota, Fungi, Ascomycota, Dothideomycetes, Pleosporales, Pleosporaceae. The record is from RefSeq and is a predicted model, not a curated record. The annotation marks the transcript as partial.